AUGGAGCGGCGGGAGCGGGCGGCGGCGGCCGUGGAGCGGCUGGACGGGGUGACGCGGGAGCGCUUCCUGCGGGACAUCUACCCGCGGAGAAUGCCGGUAGUGCUGACAGGACUGGAACUGGGCACUUGCACGACCAAAUGGACGACAGAUUACUUGAGCCAAGCUGAAGGAUCUAAAGAAGUAAAGAUUCACGUUUCUGCAGUGCCACAGAUGAAUUUCCUCAGUAAGAACUUUGUGUAUAGAACUCUGCCUUUUGAUGUAUUUGUACAAAGAGCAGCUGAAGUCAAGCACAAGGAGUACUUUCUUACUGAGGAUGAAAAAUACUAUUUGCGAUCAGUGGGUGAAGAUGUUAGGAAGGAUAUUGCAGAUAUCAGGAAGCAGUUUCCUAUCUUAGCAGAAGAUGUUCAUAUUCCAGAGUAUUUUGAGAAGGAACAGUUUUUCUCUAGUGUCUUCCGCAUCAGCUCAGCUGGAUUACAGCUGUGGACACAUUAUGAUGUAAUGGACAACUUCUUAAUCCAAGUCACAGGGAAGAAACGAGUUGUUUUGUACAGUCCUCGAGAUGCACCAUAUUUAUAUUUAUCAGGUACUAAAUCAGAGGUGCUGGAUGUGGAUAACCCAGAUUUGGAGAAAUAUCCCCUUUUUGUGAAAGCCAAGCGCUAUCAGUGUGUUUUGGAAGCAGGAGAUGUGUUAUUUAUUCCAGCUUUGUGGUUCCAUAAUGUACUUUCUGAGGAAUUUGGAGUGGCACUGAAUGUCUUUUGGAAGCACCUUCCUGCUGAGUCCUAUGAUAAGACUGACACUUAUGGAAAUAAAGAUCCCAUGGCAGCCUCUAGAGCUAUACAGAUCUUGGACAGAGCCCUGAAAACACUUGACGAACUACCUGAGGAAUAUAGGGAUUUUUAUGCUAGGAGAAUGGUGUUACGUAUCCAAGAAAAAGCCUAUAGGAAUGAUUAUGGAUAAAGCAACACAUUGUAAUUCAGCAAGCAGAACAUUUUAUGUUAGUGUGGUAUGGAAACUGUCCAUAUGUACUUACAUACCCUUUC
Molecule: messenger RNA, 1040 nt
Organism: Cinclus cinclus
Lineage: Eukaryota; Metazoa; Chordata; Aves; Passeriformes; Cinclidae
Gene: TYW5
Product: tRNA-yW synthesizing protein 5
Exons: 8
Coding region: 1-957 (318 amino acids)
Biological process (GO): wybutosine biosynthetic process
Molecular function (GO): tRNA binding; 2-oxoglutarate-dependent dioxygenase activity
Source: RefSeq, a predicted model, not a curated record